Molecule: messenger RNA, 870 nt
Organism: Nannospalax galili (Upper Galilee mountains blind mole rat)
Lineage: Eukaryota; Metazoa; Chordata; Mammalia; Rodentia; Spalacidae
Exons: 2
Coding region: 26-757 (243 amino acids)
Source: RefSeq, a predicted model, not a curated record
UUGAUCACGGUGGGUGAUCUUUUCGAUGUGUGUGUGUAUGCAGUUGGCAGAUCUGCAGGUGGCCUCGGCUCUGGGUGCGCUUGGGAGUGUGCGUUGUCCCAUGGCCUCCAGGGGGCCGCAGCAGGCAGCGGGACCAAGAGAGAGGUGCGCGCACGGCUUCCUGGAGGCAGAGGACGCAGGCGGCGCCCCACACUCCCGAGACCUGAAGCCUCGUGAGCGGGUGGAGGGCACUCGCGUGGGGCCUGCGGUCCUUGGGCCUGCCCGUGGGCCUCCCCAGACCCGGCAGGACCGACCAGCUAGCGCCGGCGGCUGGAGGCAGGAAGGGAGGCGGCGGCCGGUGCCCAGCGCGGUCCCCGAGCACCGUGCGGGUCUCAGCAAUGGUGCGGAGCGCCGCGAGCCCAGUGUCUGCCCGGCUGCGGUAGACCAAGUGGCCGCGGACGGGGUGGGGAGGCCAUGGAGACGGCCCCCAUCCCUCGCUGGCCGAGUUCGCCGGGCUGGCCUGAGGCUCAGGCUUCGCUCCAGGUCCCGGCGGCUGCUUGCCCCUAGAGAGUGGUGCCCGCGCUCCGGGUGGUCUAGCUUUCUGGUGGCUGCUUCUCCCUCCUCCCGGCCCUCGUGCCGGCGCUGCCUCCGGGUGCCCGGAGUGUGCGAGUGCGACACUCUGCAUCUCCACGGAGACCACUUUGUCACCAGCGGACAGACCUCGGCCCUUGAAAGCGAACCCGGAACAGCUGGAGAAUGUCCAGCCCGAGAUAGCUGAGAACGAAUGUCAACUCCAAGAAGCCUUUGAGAGGGAACUGACACUGAUUCUAACCAAUCCAACACCUAUCAAAAUACCUGAAGGAAAAUCCUGAAUCGAUCACUUUAGAGUCC